GGGAAAGGUUUUUUUUGUUUUAGUUUUUCAACGUAAAUGAAAUCUUUCAGAACAAAAGCGCUAAGUAAAUAAUUGAACCAUGACUUCAUUUUGCACAUUAACCUUCUCUGUUAAACAAGUCAACCAAUGUGCUACUCAGGCUUGGUAAAAAUUGCCAGGUCUCAUCCUGAGGGCUUGUUCUUUCCUUGCAGCACUGAGCAAGGAAACUGUUCCUGGAAACUAUUUCUCCAGCAUUCUUGAUGCAGUGAUCCUUUCUUCCUGUCUUCCAUUCAUGAUAUCAGCUCUAUUUUUCAGCAGGUGGGAAAGGAUGAUUGCCAAGAGACUACAUCCUAUCUGUGCCAACAAUAUAUGGAAAAUCCUGCUAAAACAUAAAGUUUCUGUCUCUCUCCUUUUGCUUCUUUUGUGUCUGGUUCCUUCAAGUAGAGCUGAUGGUGAUUUCUUAGGGAACUACAGAGCUGUGUUUAAUAAUUCAUGUGAAGAUCCCUGGACUUUGUCGCCUGGAAUAUAUGUGCCAGCACUUACUAACUUCACAGUCUGUGUUUAUCUUAAACUUUAUAAUCCCAAACAUCCUUGGACAGCCUUUGUCUACAAUAAGAUACCUGAUGACAAUGCAUCAGCAUCAAACCACUAUGAACUUGGACUUGAAGGGAUGCGUGACAAAUUGACAGUAUGGAUAUUUGGUAAAGAAAUAACCUGGACAGAAAAACUGGAUGACAAUGAAUGGCAUCAAGUGUGCAUAAGAUGGAAAAGCGAAGAGCAAGAAGUGAGCAUAUAUGUAAAUGAUGAACAAAAGAAAUCUGAAAAAGUGUCUAAAACUAGGCAACUCCUUGCACAUGGGCAACUUUUACUUGGCUGUUCACAAAUCCCUAGCAAGUCAUCAUCUCCUACAGAUGGGAUGGUUGGUGAACUGUACAUGUUCAGAAUGUGGGCAAAUGAAAGUAUAAAUAAUACACAACAUUGCCAAGAUGGCACCAUUAUACGCUGGAGGAGAGGUAUCUGGGUUUUUAAUAACACAGAAGAAUACAGCAGAUCUUUGCCUUGUGCGAAUACUGCUGGUGCUUCAUCAGGAAUGAGAGAAACCUCAGGCACACCAGAUUCGUCUUCAUUUGAAAUCCUGAAUCUUACAGAAAGAACUAGAGGGAUGCCACACUUUUCAACAUCAGUUGGAACAACUAAUCAACAGGAUUUUUUCUCAGCAACAACUGGAAUGGAACAUUUCUCGGGAACAUCUACUGACUCAGUACCUAUAUCAAUAACAGAAGAUACAUUUAGUGGGACCAAACAUUUUUCAGACACAACUGGGACAAAAACCUUUCCAAAAAUAACUGCUAUAGGCACUGUAAUGAAUACAAGAGAAGAUACUUUGUCAGCUUCCACAGAUCUGAUUGGGACAAAAGGUUUUGAGAAUAUUGUUUGUAAUCUAUCGGCCCUCUGUCAUGACACAGUUUUCUACAUAGGCACUAUAAACUUUCAGACCAGUGGGAACAGUUCUGAUACGUCAUACAACCUCACAUUACACUACGGUGACACCAAUCAGUACCAAUUAAAAGCUGCUUCAGCUGCACUGUCAGAAAUAAAAAUUUCAGAUUUCAACAAAACACUUCAAAAUUUAAGUCAGUCAUAUCUCCUGCGAUGUGAAAAAGUGAACCAGAGUACAUCAGAAUGCAGUUUCAUAAUAAAGCUGCGGAAAGAAAUGAAUAUAAACAGUACAUUGUCCCUUUUGAAAGAAAAAGCAGAAAUUGGCCCAGCUGAGUCAUGCUGUUGUUCACCUUUGGGUCUCCACUUUUGUCCUUCAACUGUUGAACAGCUGCAACUUCUGCAGUGUGGUAUGCAUGAAACACUUGCCUGCAAUGGUCCAAGUACUCAUGUCUCCCCAGUUUCAUCAGUCACUCCUUCUCCUGUUGUAACUCACUAUGAAGCCUCUUCCUCUGAACCAGCUGUUGUCUCUCGUACUCCGCAGGCAGAGCUAACAAAAGGACAGAUUUCUAAGAGUCGUCCUCCUUCUCCUCAGAGACCAAUCACUCAGACACCAGACAUCGAGAAACCAACCACUCAGACAUCAAACACUCAUUCUACUCAAAAUAAAAUUACACCUGCCUUACCUCCAAAGACUGACAAUGUAGUUACUCCGUCCCCUUCUUUUGAAACAUCUAACUCAUUUGCUUCAACAAUGCCACCUAUUAGUUCUACCACUACUUCAGCAGGGAAUUCUACCACCCCAUUCACUGUAGUACCUACCAUGAAUAUUUCUGCUGAGAUGACUUCGGGCCCUGGCAAUAAACCCAUCACAGAUCAUGCAUCAUCAAAUCCUCCUAAUAAUACUGUUACUAAUAAUGGCACAGAUUUCGAGAAAAUAGUUUCCCAGUUGGAGUUUAACUUGACUGCUGAAACUAUAGAGCCAUCUCUUGCGAAAUCGAUGGUGGAAAGUGUUAGUUAUCUUCUACAUAAACUUCCAGCACAGAUAUCACCAAUGUCUAAAAGAUUAAUACAUAUAGUCGAUGCAAUUGGCUUAAAAUUGGACUUCCCGACAGAAACCUUUAAUCUGACUGCUCCUUCUUUGGCGCUGGCAGUCAUGAAAGUCAACAGCAGCUCCUUUAAAAGUAUUUCUUUUGCUGUAGAAGAUCCCUCAGAUCUUCAGGUUGCUCUUGGAACUCAAAUACCUAAAAACAGUAUUGGAACCAUAACACUUCCAUCAGCAGUGAUGGCAAAUCUGCCACCUGAAGAGAAGCAUCGAGCUUCUAGAAUUAUAUUUAACUUCUUUGAGAAGACAACUCUCUUCCAGGAUCCUUCAUUGCAAAAUGUGUCAUUAAUCAGCCAAGUUAUAUCAUCAAGCGUUGCUAACUUUUCAAUUACCAACCUGGAGAAAAAUGUUACAGUCAUUCUGCAAAAUACUGCAUCUACUCAGGAGAAUUCAACUAUCAGAUGCGCCUACUGGAAUUUCAAUAAAAAUGAUGGGAGUGGAGGCUGGGCUUAUGACGGAUGCACAGUUAUAGAAAGAAGAACAAACGAAACUGUCUGUAGCUGCAACCACCUCACCAGUUUUGGAGUUUUACUGGAUUUAUCAAGAAAUACCCAACUAUCUCCUACCCAAAUGUUAAUUUUAACCUUCAUCACAUACAUAGGAUGCGGCCUUUCAGCAAUUUUUCUUUCUGUCACCCUUGUUACAUAUAUUGCAUUUGAGAAAAUCAGAAGAGAUUACCCCUCUAAAAUCCUUAUUCAGCUGUGUGUUGCAUUACUUUUACUGAACCUAGUUUUCCUCCUGGAUUCCUGGAUUGCUCUAUAUAAAAUCAAAGGACUGUGUAUCUCAGUUGCUGUCUUUCUUCAUUAUUUCCUUUUGGUUUCUUUCACUUGGAUGGGCCUUGAGGCUUUCCACAUGUAUCUUGCCCUUGUUAAAGUAUUCAACACUUAUGUCAGGAAAUACAUCCUAAAGUUCUGCAUUGUUGGUUGGGGGCUGCCAGCUAUAGUCAUAGCUAUUGUCCUGGCAAUAUCUCCAGAUAACUAUGGACUUGGGUCAUAUGGAAAACUUCCCAAUGGCUCAGCAGAUGAAUUCUGCUGGAUUAACAAUAAUACUGUCUUUUACAUCACUGUUGUGGGAUACUUCUGCAUGAUAUUCUUGCUGAAUAUCAGCAUGUUCAUAGUUGUGCUCAUUCAGCUCUGCCGAAUCAAAAAGAAGAAGCAGCUCGGUGCCCAGCGAAAGACCAGCAUUCAAGACCUUAGGAGUGUCGCUGGCCUCACUUUCCUGUUGGGAAUUACUUGGGGAUUUGCCUUUUUCGCUUGGGGCCCCGUAAAUCUUAUAUUUAUGUAUCUGUUUGCUAUCUUUAACACGUUGCAAGGAUUCUUCAUUUUUGUUUUCUACUGUGUAGCCAAAGAGAAUGUUCGUAAACAGUGGAGAAGGUAUUUGUGUUGCGGAAAAUACAGGCUGGCUGAAAACUCUGAUUGGAGUAGAACAGCUACAAAUGGUUUAAAAAAACAGAAUGUUAAUCAAGGUGUUUCCAGUUCUUCCCACUCCAUUCAGUCGAACAGUAACUCCACCAAUUCCACUUCCAUGCUAGUGAAUAAUGACUAUGCAGUGCAUGCAAAUGGGAACGGCAAUGUGCACAGUGAAAAGAACGGUGUUUCUUUCAACAUGCAAAAUGGUGAUGUGCGACUCGCUGACUUCUCAACAAAACAGAUUGUAUUUCCAGAGAACAAUGACACAGGACACAAGAAAUCUUGCAUUUCAUGGAGAAGGACUUCAAAGAGAGGGAGCCUGCACUUCAUUGAACCCAUGUGAUAUUUUUGUAAAAGCCUUUCUAUGGUUUCACAAAGUGGCAUGCGGGUUUCUUUUAAUAUAAUGUGAGAAGACCAAAUUGUGAGAAGACCAAAAAAAGACAUUAUUUAAUAUACAAUAGCAAAGCUUUUAGGCAAUACCAGUUUGUCAAAGAGUUUGCAUUAUCCUUUCUUUUAAUGCCAUUGGUAUUGAGACGGUACUUUAGACAUAGCAUUAUGGCUGGAAAAAAAUGACCGGCAUAAUAUGUGCUGUUGUUUUUAAAAAAUGAUGGAUUUUAGAAGAUCCUUUUACAAUUUCAGCUUACAGUUGAAAGGUUACGCAAUAAUGUAUUAAUAUAGGAAACUACAAGCUAAAUAUUGAAAGAGAUACUUAAAUUCUCUUUCAAAACUAUGUGAUUCCUAUACCUUUUAAAGGGGUACAGUAACAGAUGUCAUAGUAUUGUAUAUAGCCUCAAUAACAUCUAUCCUUGAUUAUCCUAUAAUUUUAUAUUUAUUGCUUGUAAAUUAAAUUUGAUAUUCCUUUGUAUAGAAAAAAAUAGUUGUGCAGAGUCUUUAAGUUUUAUUUUAAUUAUACAUAUGUACAAAGUUAAUAGUUCAUGUUAGCUCAUUGACAUUUACAUAGAAAGCAUGCUGUGUACACAAAAUGACUUUAAACAGCCCUCUACGAUUUGGGAAGAUCAACAUGUAAAUAUAAACUCUGUCAACAGAGAAGUUCUAACUCUCUGGCAGCUAAUUACCAUAUGUAUUCGAGUAUAAGCAGAGUUUUUCAGCCCCUUUUUAGGGCUGAGGGUCCUGGCCAGCUUAUGUUUGGGUCGGCUUAUCCUCGAGUAUAUAGGUAAUCAGAGUUGGACAGUCCUAUCUUAUUAAAGUAUUAUUAUUAUCUUAAAUUACAGUUUUAUGUGAAUAUUCAAAAACAUUUAGCUUACUGAUGCCUCAAUUAAUUUGAUUUUAUUGCUAUCUAUUUUAUUUUUGAAUUUUACCAGUAGCUGCUGCAUUUCCCACCCUCAUCUUAUACUCGAGUCAAUAAGUUUUCCCAGUUUUUUCUGGUAAAAUUAGGUGUCUCAGCUUAUAUUUGGGUCAGCUUAUCCUUGAGUAUAUACAGUUAAGUUUAUUGCUCACAAUCAAGAUUUCCAUAGCAUAAGAAAGGAAAAUAAUGACAAAUGCAGUUUUAAGCCUUCUUUUGGUCAAUGAGCUGCCACUGGAGAAACCCACUUCUUUCCAAAUAAUUUCCUACCAGCAUAUAAAUGUGCAUAUGCAUAUGAGCCAUUCACAACUGGAACCAGGACCUUGAGGGAACAAAGGAUCAUUUUGGCAACCAAGGAUCCACCCAUUUUCCACAUUGGCUUUCAGUUCAUCUAUAUAUAACAGACUAAUUUUAUUGCCAUGCAAAUUUCUUGUUCAUUUUAGUAUUUGCUCAGUAACUUAGCAGAUUUAAAAUUAUAAACAGCAACCUAGGUAGAAAUUUUCCACUUAAAUAAUGUGAGUUGUUUAAUAAGUAAACAUCCUCCUAAUUUAUGGCUGUUAUCACAAGCAUCUAAUAUUACCUAAGAUGAAACUGAACAAGAUCUGAUUUCUUAUUUGCAAUCAAAUGGAAGAGUCCGAUGCCUAUGGGAGCACUGUUUGCCUUGUCCUUAAAAGUACUCAAUGUCCCUCAAAAUCAUCAAUAUAAAGUGAUCUCCUUUUUUUGUGUCAGGAGCUACUUAAGAAACAGCAAGUUGCUUCUGGUGUGAGAGACUUGGCCGUCUGCAAGGACGUUGCCCAGAGGACGGCUAGAUGUUUGAUGUUUUACCAUCCUUGUGGGAGGCUUCUCUCAUGUCCUGCAUGGGGAGCUGGCCCCGGAUUCGAACCACUGACCUGUCAAUGCGGCACAAGGGUUUAACCUAUUAUGCCACCAAGGGCUCCUAAGUGAUGCCCGUAUCAUCUUAACAUCCUGAAUGCAAAGACAAUAGAUUACAGGCAUCCUAAGUAGUAGAAGAUUUUGCUCCACCUCUAAUUUCUAGCCAUGUGUCAUUAUAAAGAUAAUUAAACAGGUAUAUUAUUUUAAUAAAGAAAAAAGAAUAAUGUAUACCACUUAAUUGCAUUUUGUUAGGUUCUGUUGACUGGUUAAUCUUUCAGAGCUUUUAGAAAUUAUUUUUCUACCUUUUAAUUUCUAGCACCAAGAUUUAUUUAUUUUUUAAACCUGAUUUAUCCUGAGAAAUGUACUGUUUAUUUCCUGAAACCUUCCUGGAUGACUUCCCGGAAGCUCAUGCUAUUCUAUCAAUGGUCAUUAUUGCUAAAUCUUGUGAUGUUUUAAGCAGGGACCUGAUACUCUUCAAGGAUCUGGCAAAGAUGCCAAGAAUUGUACAUCUGUGAAAUGAACAAUCUGUACAUCUGUGAAGUGUUCAGAUGAAUACCUUAUGCAUCUCUGUGGAGGUUUUCCGUUGUUUCCUGGGGUGGCUCUGAAGCUAUUGGAUGGGAUGGCUUACAAAUUAAAAAAUAAAAGUGGGUGGCAGAAGGCACUGCUGAGUUUUGGUCUAGAAAAUAACUUUCUCGAGUGGUAUAUCAUAGCACUAUUUCCAUAAGAUACAAUAUUAGAAGACAUAGUUGCUUAAACCAAUAGUGUUUUGAGAUUUGGUCCUAGCUACUCUGCUCCUGUGGAUAUCAAAGCCCAUGAAUGCUCAAGUCCCAAAAUACUCGUAUAUAAUGCUGUAGUAUAAUAGUGUCCCUUGUAUAAAUGGCAAAAUCAA
Anolis carolinensis (green anole) is the source of this 6995-nucleotide messenger RNA. It is a transcript of the gene adgrg2, whose product is annotated as adhesion G protein-coupled receptor G2. Lineage: Eukaryota; Metazoa; Chordata; Lepidosauria; Squamata; Anolidae. Gene Ontology annotation, biological process: adenylate cyclase-activating G protein-coupled receptor signaling pathway; cell surface receptor signaling pathway. Gene Ontology annotation, cellular component: plasma membrane. Bases 272 to 4273 code for a protein of 1333 amino acids. Gene Ontology annotation, molecular function: G protein-coupled receptor activity. The transcript is spliced from 31 exons. The record is from RefSeq and is a predicted model, not a curated record.